AUGGCUAGGCAGCUGGGGGUAGCUGAAGAUAGCCGCCUUUGGGUUGGAGUUCUCAAGUUAGUCCGUUCUGAGGAGGACAUGGAGUCUUUUGAGGAAGCAGAUGAAGAAGGAAGAAAAUGCAUCCUUGCACACCUAUCUGGGGAAGCUGACGAACCUUCAGCAGUGGUGGAGGCUGAUGCUGGUAGGAAGCAGCUGUGGGAGCAGGAUUUUUUUGGCAUGCUGGCAGAGGAGGAUCAUGAAGACAUUGCAUUGAUAUAUGGGAAGUUCUAUCUGGUGGAUUCCGGGUACCCCAACCGUCCAGGUUACCAGGCUCCGUACAAGGGAACCAUGUACCAUAUUCAAGACUUCCAAAACGUCGCAGAACCACGAGAUCAACAUGUGCAUUAUGUGCCGCCAGAGGCCUCUAUUGAUCAGCCUGAAACUGUUGAUGCCCCAGAUUUUGAAGAUGUUGCACAGAUGAAUGCAUUUCGUGAUUAUAUUGCUGACCACCUGUACAAUAGAGCCUGA
Panicum hallii is the source of this 507-nucleotide messenger RNA. RefSeq lists its product as uncharacterized. The record is from RefSeq and is a predicted model, not a curated record. The transcript is spliced from 4 exons. Bases 1 to 507 code for a protein of 168 amino acids. NCBI's taxonomy places the organism in Eukaryota, Viridiplantae, Streptophyta, Magnoliopsida, Poales, Poaceae.